UUAUCUUCUGUGCAGCCCCACUCGUCGUUUCUGCGCCCCUGCCGACAAGCUGCACUCCCCCUUUUGCCUUUUUAUUUCCGAGGUGGAGCCUGACUCCCCGACUUUACCGAAACUGGAUUGCCGGGAAAGCAGACGGACCGGGUAGGACUGGGACCACAGUCGUUGGCACAGCUCUGGGACGAGGAAGAUCGGGACAGGGACCUCGAAGACGGCUUCAAGGAAGGAGAGAGAGAGGGGCUUUUUGGGGAGCGCAUCCUUUAGCAACGCAAGAGGAAAGAUGAAUCAUUUUGUACUGCUGCUGAUUUUUGCCACGGUUAUUGCCGGAAAGUCACCUCGGCUGAAAUUUGUUUUACACGGGCCCUCCAGGUUCCACUUCAACAAACCUGAGAACUACAUCAGCAUGUACCACCAGGAAGGGAGUGAUACGCUCUAUGUGGGCGGACGGGCAAUGAUCUAUGUGCUGACGUUCACAGACAGAGGGGUCCGCGACAUGCAGAUCCCAGCAGUGUCUGAUCAGACUGCUAUUGACACCUGCAAGGCAAAGGCGGCACCGCUUGAGCUGGAGUGUGAUAAUUUCAUCACCGUCCUUCAGAAAGUUAAUGACACAUUCAUAGUAUGUGGAACAAAUGCUGGAAGUCCCAGGUGCUGGAUGCUGGUAAAUGACACAGUGCUGACAGAUGUCCAAGGUGGAGGUCAGAUAGCAUCAUCCUCUGACAUCUCGCCACCCUACCCUUCACAGAGGUCCAUCAGUUUGCCUGCAGAUGGAAGUCUGUAUUCUGCCAUGUCGUCGGUGGGAGGUCACGCCGGCUCGAUCCGCCGUACAUUUGGCUCCCAGAAACUCCUGAAGACGGAGAACAUUUGGCUGUUAAACCCACAGUUUGCCGGAGCGGCGAUAAUCCCAUCCGCACAGAAGUUCAAGGAGGAGAUUUAUUUCUUCUUCAGUGAGUUCAACAAGACAGCCAGGGUGGACGAGGAGCCGUACAGGGCCCGCAUAGGCCGAAUCUGCACGGUGGAUGAAGGGGGCAUCAGAGCCCUGCUUGGGGAUUCUUGGACCACCUUCAUGAAGGCGCGGGUGAUGUGCGGUGCAGGAACUACUCAGCAGCAGUACAACAACUUAAAGCAGGCGGUGGUGCUAACAGCAACAGACAACCGAGCGGGGGUCAUGUACGGCCUCUUCUCAAAUGCAUGGGGGAAAACAGUGGUUUGUGCCUACUCCAUUCAGGAUAUUGACCAAGCCUUCUCCACCUCCAAACUGAAAGGUUACAGCAGCCCAUUCAUUGGCAGUCGCCCUGGAAUGUGCGCCCGCAAAACCUCUGCGACACCAGAGAGUCAAAACAUCAAAAACCUUGGAGUGAUCAGAUACCACCCGGAAAUCGAGGACGUGAUCCGGCCCGUGGGUGUGGCUCCACUCGACCUCCCCACGGACGAUCAAAUCACACACACGGUGGCCGACAUCGUCCUGACGGUCAACGACGAGCACUACAGCGUCCUGUACCUCGGAACAGAUCAAGGCAAAGUUCUAAAAGUUCUUCAUACCAGCGAGGAGGUCUUCAUCAUAUCUCAGUACUCUCUGUUCCACAAUGAGGGACCUGUUUUGAAAAUGGCCAUCGACUCGCCAAAGGGACACCUAUAUGUUGGUACUGCUAUGGAGGUCCAGCGAUUGCCACUGGCCGACUGCCGUCGCUAUGGCGACACAUGCAGGGAGUGCAUCCUUGCCCGGGAUCCAUACUGUGGCUGGGACAAGGCCAGGAGGAGGUGCAUCGCCAUCCCGCCUGGAUACAACGUCACAACUGGGACACUCAUUCAGAAUCUGGACCAUUCAAACUCUUCUGUUUGUGGGGAAGCUGCGGCUCUGAAGCAGCGUAGGACUUCUCCCAGAGAGGUUUUGGUGCAGUCCAACACUUCUGUGUUUCUUCCCUGCCCUGUGCGCUCCUUCCAUGCCACCUAUCGCUGGGAGAAGGACAACUGCAUCAAGAACUACCCCUGCCUCUUCUCCGGGGACUUCUGCGUCCUGGGGCCGGUGUUGGACACGCCGCUAAAGGAAGGCGUCUUCCGCUGCAUGGCUACUGAAGACGGAUUUAAGGUGGAGGUUAUCUCCUUCAGGCUUGUGAACGACGGCAGACUUCUGUCUGCCUCCUUUGCCUCCACCUUGGCCUUAUCCAUCCUGCUCGCUAUGGCUACCCUAUGGCUUCAUUAACUACAAGCUAACACUAAUGUUAACUCUUCAUUCUGAGUGGCUCCUACUUAAAGGGAUAGGCAAAGAGCCACUGUGUGGAGGUUAGGUUCGCAUAGCAUUGACGUCCAUGGUUGGGUUGUACAGUGACAACUUACUUUUUCUAUUUUCGUUUGUAGAGGAUAGAGUUUAGAAGAAAAAAAAAUCAGUGAAUAGGGGCUUGAAUCUAUCUUUUUUAGCAGAAAACAACAUAUCUGCGGCCACAGCUGUCUUAAUAAGAUCAAAACUGUAAAGUGCACACAUUACCAUUCAAAGUGAGGUGACUAGGAGUUGUUGUCCAUGAACGUCCUGCAAAUUCAAACUUGAGUCAACCAUAAUUAGGUGCUUUGCGAACCUUCCCUCUGACUAAAAAAAAAGAUAAACAUAUCUGAUAUCUGAGUUGGGCAAAAAACACCAAUACCAGGCCAAUUCUUUUUAGCAUUUAUGUCAUUAUUUUGAAAUGGACUUGAUUGUGCUUAUUUGUGGAUAUGUAAACCUUUAGUAAUGCUCUUACAUCUACACAUUCAUCAUGUUAAACGUCAUUAUUAUAGCUCAUUAGAACUUAGACGACUGUCUGGUAUUGAGAUUUCAAAAGCCUUAACACUUCUGGGACAUAAACUCCUAAGCACAAUUUUGCAGUUCAGGCAGAAUGCUGCAGACGAUGUAAUUGGUGCAGCUGAGCCUAACAACGUGGCUGGGUGGAAGGGUCAGCAUUUUGACAGGAAGUAGGUGGAUGGGCAACAGCUCGUCUUCGAACAUCACUGUGUCUCAGCACGUCCUCCUCAGCAUCUCGCAUCUAUAUUAUCACUGCACCGCGCUGUUCAAAGCUUUGUUCACUGUGGAGCUCUUUUUGGACAUUCUGUCAUCUCUUCUUCACCCCAGAGCACGCGAAAUGCAUCACCUUGUCAGCAGAAAAGAGCAAACCGCCUACUUUCUAUCGCGAUUCUACAGCUUUUUUUUAACCAAUUACUUGUUUUAUGCUCUGAUGAUGUGCACGUAGUGGAAAUCUCAUAUUCAUAAGAAUUUGAGAAUCAAAAUAGAGCUCACAACGGCAGAAAGGAGGUAAUGUCCUCCAAAAUAAAUCCACUUUCUCUCAGCUUGACAAUGCACAAAGCUUUGGACAAGGUGCAAUGCUACAGCCAUUUCAGUAAAUGCACAUUUGCAGUAUCACAGGAACAGAAAAAGCUACUUGCAGCUGUAUCACAGAGUUGCAUUUCAUAGUUUGCCAGGAGAAAAAAGGCUUAGAUUUAGAUUGGUGAAGUAUGUACUGGAUGUUUUUGCUCUGCAAAUGCUGAUUUCUACCAUUGCUGCCUACAUGUGUGAAAAUUAGUCUAGAUGGUUCAUUUUCUGUCAUAAUCUGAAUGUGGUCUGUAAACAUUGCCUGCUUUGCCUCUUUCCAUGGGUACAUCAAACUACCAAUGUUUUAUUUUUAUAUAUAUCUUCAGGCUGAUGGUUUUACAGAUUUGACAGAUUGGGAUGCUUCAGUGUUGGGAUCCUUGAAUUUUUAUGCUUUGAUAAGUUUAAUGGAAGAGUGUGUUUGGGAGGUUAACAAUGACUAAUCUUAGAAAAUCACACAUGCUCCGAAAGACCCACAACCAGCAGUGAGAUAGGAAGUUUGUGAUUAAAUGUCACACACCUGGAGUACCGACCUUAAAAAUUUACUCUGACAAAAUGAAUUAAAGAGAAGACAGAUUGGGGCUGUGCGAAAAAGUAAAUAAGUUAAAGUUUGUAUACAAUAAAAUACCAAAAGAUGCUCAAAACCUUGUGAGUGCUCAUCACCAGACUAUAAGAUGUACACUGUUGUAACAAAUGAUUUAGUAAAGUAUCAUAUCAUCCAGAGCUUUGAGAAUCAUCAUUCAUUUAUGAAACAUAAAUUUGGAAAAUUAAGCCUGGCAGGAAUGUCAUUAAUAGCAAAUCAGAUAAAGAAACCGAUUCAUCGUGCCCCGUUUGAAGGAAUUUAUUUCACACCAUCAGGGACAAUGACUCCACACAUGACCUUCACUGUGUAAAGUGUGGCAGAAAAUUGCGUUUACUGCUAAACUUGGUUUGUUUGUGGCUUAGUGAACUGUUUGUUUUCUGCACUCCCCUGAGAAGAGCUUCUGGCUUUCUCCACAAAAGAAAAACUAAAGCGGAGCCUCAUAAAUUCAGUGUUUAUUGCUUUUCUUUUUACACGCUCAUUUACAAAUCCCCCGGUCGUCACAGCGCAGUCUGACAAAACUGGAAAAUUUGAAUAACACCGGUCCUCCUGGGUGGGAAAUUGGCAUCUGUAGUCAGCCAAGUGCAGCUGAACAUGGAGCAGAGGCUGCUCACCUCAUCACCAGGCUUAAUACCUUAGGCAGGAGACUGAUACGCAUACAUGUGCUCAAAGCAUUUUAACAAAACAAAGAUAAUACUAAACGCUGAAUCUAUAAGUGCUAUAAAUGCUUUUGUGUUGUGAUCUGAUUUGAUUCAGAUGCAGAUAUUUGGCAACACAAUAAGGAAAAGAUCUCUGUGCUAUCCAACCUAUUCAAUGGUGGUUUGAGCCCUUUCACUUCAGAACAUUUUGAAAUUUUAAAUCUACUCAACGUCCUGCUACUUUGCAGAUAAUUACUAUUUUGUAUAAUAAUUAAUGUUUGAAAGUGUAUGAAAUGUCACUCACAAAGUGUCUCAGUUCAACCUGGAAGACUCUGUGUCACAUCAUCAUCAUCAUGUAUUACCUAUUGACUGUUGUUCUUUUUAAACUGUAACUUAACUGUCUGAAUUCAGGUUGCAAACAUUAGAUAUUUUUCUUAUCGGUAGAUGUGGGUGGAGUCACACUGGAUAGACACAUCACACCAAACUCUGAAGAAGUUCAAUAUUAACAGCAUUUGAUAACAAUAAUGAUCAAAAUAAUAAUCAAAAAUACAUGAUCUUCAUGAUGAGGACUAUUCUCCUAAAGAAGGUUGACUGUUUUACAGAAUAAUUUCUCAACUAUUACAGUUUUUGCUUUUUUGUUAUAAAGUUAUGGUCAGGUUGAAACACUACUUCCGCAGUUAUUUAUUAAAAUAUAUACAUAAUAUUAGUGUCAGUUUAAAUACAACAUAAUUACCUUUGUAAAACAGACUGUGAUAAUGGCUAUAAAGUAAUUGUAGAUGGGAUAUUGAGAACAAUGCUCCUGCAUACAAACACCUCAGUUCUACAAAGCUCUGUAUCCAGCAUAUAAUACACACCUCAUGCCCCCUAGAGUUUAAAGUGAGAAAAGGCCUUUUCUUUUUACUUUGGAAACUUGCCUACCACAUAUUUAUACACUGUAAAAAUGUAUGAGCUUUAAAGCAUGCACACAGCUUCCUAUUCUAAAUUGAUUGCAAAUCUUAAACUGAUAUACUUUGGAUUUUUUUUUUACAAGAAAACCAAUUACAGAAACGCAGUCACUGAUAAUGCUGACAAUGCACACAGUGUGGCAAUCGUAAAAAUAAAAAGAAAAGUUCAAAUUCCUCAGCACCAUUUGAGACGAUUCCAAGAUGGGAGAGGGAAAGAAAAAGAAUAAGGAAUAUUAUAUAAGCGUAAUCUCUAAGGAGGGAACAGACUGCGAGUUCUCUCCAAUACUUGCAGAGUGCUGUAUGUAGACACUCACUUCCUGCUUCUAUUAGUUGGCUCUUUAGACAAUGACUGUAUUGUAACUACACACUGAAUUAAUAUGCUCGACCAUAACGUCAUCGGCUUACAAAAACGGCGCAAUGCUUGAGCCAAUUAAUGUCAAAAUUAGUAUAAAAGAUAUAUUGUAAGAAUUUUUUUUUUUCAUGAACAGCCACUCUCUUGGGUGGUGGGAUUUCUUCGGACACACUGACCUCUGACUGGGAGGGGUGGCCUUAAGACAGCAUGUGCGAGGUGGAACGAGUCCAGGGUUUAUUCACCAUUUCACCCAAUCGUCAUCCAACACUGUGCAGUCACUUUUCAACCUAAACUUGUGCGACUGACAAGGACUUUUUCUCCUCAAACUUCUAUCUUGAAGCAGCAUCUCCACGAGCUUUCUUUGAUGUGGAUCCUCCGUUGGCACAGCCAACUUCAGUAAUCGCCGACCCACAUCUGUCAUAGAAUCUGAUAAAAGCUAAUCUCCCUCAAAGCUAACCCUUACUUUCAGCACAUCCUUUUUUGUAAUCAUGCUAUCUGCUGUAAAUUAGUCAAAGUCCAGUGAGGCAGGUCUCUGUUUUGUUUGCUGUGGGGUUUUUGAGUGUUAAGUACUGUACAUGAUGUGCAUCCAUGAUUAUGUGUCUUGAUAUUGGUUUGAUUUUAAUAGAAACAUACCAAACUCUAUUAUAUGAAAAGAGAUUUAUACUGUAUUGGUGCCAUGCCAUUUAAGACCAUCUCAUGACAUGACUUUUUAAACAACAGAUAUCUAUAGUAAAAUAGAUAUUCAUGUAACAAAUUCAUAUUGACAUGUGUUUCCCUGAACAUGUGCAGUGAAAAUUAAUAAAAUUAAGUAUAAAGAAA
Molecule: messenger RNA, 6661 nt
Organism: Menidia menidia (Atlantic silverside)
Lineage: Eukaryota; Metazoa; Chordata; Actinopteri; Atheriniformes; Atherinopsidae
Source: the annotation of a GenBank genome assembly